Molecule: messenger RNA, 3114 nt
Organism: Rotaria sp. Silwood2
Lineage: Eukaryota; Metazoa; Rotifera; Eurotatoria; Philodinida; Philodinidae
Source: the annotation of a GenBank genome assembly
AUGUUUAGUAUAAAUAAUUCACCAAAUAUGAUUAACGAUGAGCCAAAUGGAAUUGCUCGAUCGAUUAGUGCGGCUCGUUUUCAAAUAGAAAAAGUUUCUAAUGAGGAUCCAAAUUCACAAAAAUUAUCAUGUGAAAUAACAAAUAUUCCGGCUAUUUUAAUAUCAUCUAUUUCAUGUUCAUCAAGUCCAAAUGAAAUUAAAAAAAAAGUUUUAUUCGGAGACGAUAGUAGUGAACAUAGUAGUACAAUAUCAGAUAUAAAUCAAACAAGUACACUAAAUAAUGGAAUGAAAGAAACAUGUACUUAUGAUACCAUUGAUACAUUACCACAUAUUGAUCAUUAUAGAAAUUUAUUUUCAUUUACAUCAUCUGAACCAAAGACUCGACCAACACUUGAAGCAUUACAUGGAACAGCUAAUAUUCCAUCAAAAUAUAAAUUAGCAUCAGCUAUUGAUUUAAAUAGUGAAGUACUUAGUACAGUAAUGAUAUCAAAUGAACAACCAAUACAAAUUGAAUUAAAACCAAAAGUUGAAAUUGUUAAAUUUGGAUGGAUCAUCGGUGUUCUUAUUCGUUGUGUAUUAAAUAUAUUUGGUGUUAUGUUAUUUCUUCGUUUAUCUUGGGUUGCAGGUCAAGCUGGUAUAGGUUUAGCAUGUCUUAUUGUUAUCAUUUCAACAGUAGUUACUGUUCUAACAUCUUUAUCAAUGAGUGCUAUUUGUACAAAUGGUGAAGUAAGAGGUGGUGGAACUUAUUAUCUUAUAUCACGUAGUCUUGGUCCGGAAUUUGGUGGUGCUAUUGGUUUAAUAUUUUCAUUCGUUAAUGCAGUUGCAGCAGCUAUGUAUACAAUUGGUUUUGCUGAAACAGUUCGUGAUAUUCUUAAAGAGCAUAAUGUUAAAAUAUUAGGAACAGUUGUUGAUGGAGAAUCUGUAAAUGUUGUGAGAAUUAUCGGAUUUAUUACGAUGACAAUCAUGUUGGGUGUUUCUCUCAUCGGUAUGCGUGGUGAAAGUAUUGUACAAAUAGUAUUGCUUAUUACAUUAUCUGCAUCGUUGUUGGAUUUUUUUAUUGGUUCUUUAAUGCCGGCUACACCAUACAAACGACAGCAUGGUUUUGAAGGCUAUUCAUGGAAAAUAAUAAAAGAAAAUUUUGGACCAAAAUUUCAGAAUGGUGAAACAUUUCAAAGCGUAUUUGGUGUUUUUUUUCCAGCAGUUACAGGAAUUCUUGCUGGUGCAAAUAUUUCAGGAAAUUUAAAAAAUCCAUCAAAAGCCAUUCCAUUGGGUACAAAUACUGCUAUAGGAAUUACUACAGCUGUUUAUCUUGCUUUUUGUAUUAUAGCGGCAUGUACAACUCGUCGUGAAGUUUCUUUGGAUUUUUAUGAACGUCAAAAUGAAAGUAUAAUACAAAUUGUUAAUUGUUCUUUACAUUUGGAUGAUAUAAAUUGUAAAUCUGGUUUAAUAUAUAACUAUCAAACAAUGAAAUUGAUAUCAGCAUUUGGACCAAUAAUAACCGCCGGAAUAUUUGCUGCGACGUUAUCAAGUGCUUUAGCAAGUCUUGUAAGUGCACCAAAAAUUUUUCAAGCUGUUUGUCGUGAUAUGAUUUUUCCUCGUUUGAAAUAUUUUUCUGUUGGUAAUGGAAAAUCUGAUGAACCAAUACGAGCUUAUUUUCUUACAUAUUUUGUUGCUGUUUUAUUUACUGCUAUUGGUGAAUUAAAUAGAAUUGCACCAAUAAUUUCAAAUUUUUUUCUUAUGACUUAUGCAUUAGUUAAUUACGCAUGUUUUGAUGCAACAUUAGCAAAAGCUAGUGGAUGGAGACCAGGUUUUCGAUAUUUUAAUAAAUGGUUAGCAUUAAUUGGAGCAUUACUUUGUGUUGCAGUUAUGUUUAUUAUUAAUUGGUGGGCAGCUUUGACAACAUUUGUUGUUAGUAGUGGACUUUUUCUUUAUGUACGAACAACAAAACCAGAAAUCAAUUGGGGUUCAUCUGUUCAAGCUCAAACCUAUAGACGAGCACUUGAUGCAACACAUAAAUUAGAUAUUAUUCAAGAACAUGUUAAAAAUUUUCGACCACAAAUGUUAGUUUUAACUGGAAAUCCAAUUUAUCGUCCAGCAUUAGUUGAUCUUUGUUCAUUAGUUACACAUGGACAUAGUUUAAUGAUUUGUGCUAAUGUUAUUUUAAAUGAUCCAACAGUAAAUAUUCAAUAUGAUCAAAAAGAUGAAGGUGAAACAUGGUUAAAAAAACGAGCAGCAAAAGCAUUCUAUCAACCUAUUGUUGCACCAACUGUUCGACAAGGAGCAAUAGCAUUACUACAAUGUGUUGGUGUAGGUAAAAUGCGACCAAAUGUAGUUGUUUUUGGCUUUAAAAGUGAUUGGUUAAUUAAAGCUGAUGCAGCUAUUGAUUAUUUUAAUAUAAUUCAUGAUGCAUUGCAUCUAAAAUAUGGCAUUGGAAUUUUAAGAUUACAAAGUGGACUUGAUUUCAGUGAUUUUUUUGGACCGGAUUUACCUGAUGAUGACGAUGAUGAUGACGAUGAAGCAGAUGUAUCAUCUUUAGCAUAUAGUCCAUUUCGUGCUUCAAAAUCACCAAAUAAUAAUAAUAAUGGACGACGGCAAACUGACGUUUUAACAUUAAAAAAUACAAUUAUAAAUGAAGGUGCUUUAUUAACAAUGAAUAUAUUUCGUCCGAAACAAAAUUCAUCGGCUAUUAUUGAUGUUUGGUGGUUAUUUGAUGAUGGUGGUUUAACAUUAUUAUUACCUUAUUUAUUACGACGUCGAAAACGUUGGCGUAAUAGUCAAUUUCGAAUAUUUUCAUGUGUACCAGGUGAAAAAAAUGAUGCUGAACGGCAACAUGUUGCAAUGGCAUCAUUAUUAUCAAAAUUUCGAAUUAAAUAUACAGAAUUACAUGUUCUUGAUAGUCUUAAUAAACAACCAAAUGAAAAUGAAACACAAAAAUUUGAACAACUUUUACAAGCAUGGCAUCAAAAUAAUGAAAAUAAUACAACUCUAGAUAAUGAAUCAUGGAAAAUAACAGAUAUGGAAUUAGAAGUUAAUAAAGAAAAAAUUAAAAGAGGUCUUAAUUUACAUGAAUAUUUACAAGAAUAUAGUUCGCAAUCAACAUUAAUUAUUGUGUAA